AUGGCGGAACAGCAGGAGAUCGUCGAUUCCGUGUCGGCCGAAAUGAACACAGACCCGAAAGUGGAGAUGGAGGUCGAAGCCGUGGCUCCGAAGGCGGAGACCGGCGAUGAGACAGCCGAGAAACGCGAGAGAGAGGAGACGGAGGAUGAAAGCAACGGAGGUGAAUCGAAGAAGCAGAAGGUAGAUGAGGAAGAGAAGUCAAACGGGUCGGGUCCGGUCAAGCUGGGUCCUAAGGAGUUCGUUACCUCUGUGGCCAUGUUUGAUUACUUUAUGAAGUUUAUGCACUUUUGGCCAACUGAACUCGAUGUCAACAAGUACGAGUACAUGGUGCUGCUAGAUCUGAUCAAGAAGGGCUAUUCUGAGCCUGAGAAGAAGAUUGGAGGAGGGAUCAAAACCUUCCAAGUCAGGAUCCAUCCGAUGUGGAAAAGCAGAUGCUUCUUUCUGGUUAGGGAAGACGACUCUGCGGACGAUUUCAGCUUCAGGAAGUGUGUUGAUUACAUCCUCCCGUUGCCUGAAAACAUGAAGACUCCAGGAGCUAGUGGCAAUGGACAUCACGGUGGUGGGGGACGAGGCCGUGGUGGAGGAAGGAGAGGUGGUCGUGGUGGUCGUGGCAGAGGCUUCAGAAACUGA
Microthlaspi erraticum is the source of this 630-nucleotide messenger RNA. The record is from the annotation of a GenBank genome assembly. Lineage: Eukaryota; Viridiplantae; Streptophyta; Magnoliopsida; Brassicales; Brassicaceae.